Molecule: messenger RNA, 1351 nt
Organism: Hibiscus syriacus
Lineage: Eukaryota; Viridiplantae; Streptophyta; Magnoliopsida; Malvales; Malvaceae
Product: chloroplast stem-loop binding protein of 41 kDa b, chloroplastic
Exons: 10
Coding region: 41-1183 (380 amino acids)
Biological process (GO): rRNA processing
Cellular component (GO): cytosol
Molecular function (GO): RNA binding
Source: RefSeq, a predicted model, not a curated record
UCAGUCACUAAUUCACAACCUCAAGCAAAGGCAAAGAGGCAUGGCAAAGGUGGUGGUGUUGCAGCAGGCAACGAGGCAGCCUCCCAUCUCCCUCCUCUCUUCCUCCCUCUCCCACUUCAAUGGCACCAAACUCUUCCAAAUCCAGUACAAAAGAAAGGUGUAUCAGCCAAAGGGUGCAUUGCAUGUUGCAGCAUCCAGCACCAAGAAGAUCCUUAUAAUGGGGGGCACUCGCUUCAUCGGUGUUUUUUUGUCUAGACUCCUAGUGAAAGAGGGUCAUCAGGUCACUUUGUUCACUAGAGGUAAAGCACCGGUCACACAACAAUUGCCUGGUGAAUCAGACAGCGACUACUCUGAUUUUAAAUCCAAGAUCUUGCAUCUGAAAGGAGAUAGACAGGACUUCGAGUUCGUGAAAUCGAGUCUUUCUGCCGAAGGCUUUGAUGUGGUGUACGACAUUAAUGGACGAGAGGCGGUUGAAGUCGAACCGAUAUUGGAUGCACUCCCAAAUCUGCAACAGUUCAUAUACUGCUCCUCAGCUGGUGUUUACCUCAAAUCUGAUAUUUUACCACAUUGUGAGGUUGAUGCAGUCGAUCCAAAGAGUAGGCACAAGGGAAAGCUUAAUACCGAGAGCUUACUCGAGAAGAGGGGUGUCAACUGGACAUCUUUGAGGCCAGUCUACAUUUACGGACCUUUGAAUUAUAAUCCGGUUGAAGAAUGGUUCUUCCACCGUUUGAAAGCCGGCCGCCCUAUUCCGAUUCCAAACUCCGGAGUGCAAACAACCCAACUCGGUCAUGUAAAGGACUUGGCAACGGCUUUCGUCCGGGUUCUCGGUAAUGAAAAAGCCAGCAAGCAAGUGUUCAAUAUUUCAGGAGAGAAAUACGUGACUUUCGACGGAUUAGCGAAAGCUUGUGCCAAGGCUGGUGGAUUUCCAGAACCCGAGAUCGUUCACUACAACCCGAAGGAGUUAGACUUCGGUAAAAAGAAGGCAUUCCCAUUCAGAGAUCAGCAUUUCUUUGCAUCAGUUGAGAAAGCAAAGCAUGUGCUGGGACUGAAACCGGAAUUCGACCUGGUGGAAGGACUCACAGACUCUUAUAACCUCGAUUUCGGAAGGGGAACAUUCAGGAAGGAGGCCGAUUUUUCAACUGAUGACAUGAUUCUGAACAAAAGUUUUGCUCUUCAGUCGUAGGCAAUUCGUCUCGUCAUCACAUUUUAAAUUUUUCGUCGCUUCGAGUCAAGUCAGCAUAUAUAAUGAUUAAGAAGAAUGUUUCAAUCUAAUGGUCAUAUAAGCAACAUUCACUGUUCUUUAAUCAAUCUGGAAUGUGGAAUUGUAGCCAUGCACAUGCAAUAGCACCAA